AUGCGCCUUACGAGAGCCUUCUCCCUUACCAAUUUCAGCAUCGCCACUUCGGCGCUAGCCUUUCAAGUCUUCGUCCUCUAUCCCUGGCAUCAUCAACUUGACACCGACUUCAAACACCUGGAGAAGCGGGUUCAGGAGCAGCUGGAGGCGGGGCAGAAGCGUAAUGAGGCCAUGAAUGCGGAACAUCUGGGGGAUAUGAAGGAGAUACGGACGGCGUUGGCCUUGGGGCAGGAGAAAGCUGGGUCCAGGUGGCGUGUUCUAUAG
Dioszegia hungarica is the source of this 264-nucleotide messenger RNA. RefSeq lists its product as uncharacterized. Lineage: Eukaryota; Fungi; Basidiomycota; Tremellomycetes; Tremellales; Bulleribasidiaceae. Bases 1 to 264 code for a protein of 87 amino acids. The record is from RefSeq and is a predicted model, not a curated record. The transcript has a single exon.